UUAUAUAUUUCUGUCACAUGAAUUAUUUUGACAAUUUCACUAUAAUUGUCAUUUUUAUUAAAACUUUUUAAACGAAUAUCCACUGUUUAUUGUAUAAAUAUUUAAAAAUGGCUGACGAAGAUGUAGAAAUAGUUAAAAAUUUACCUGUAAAAUUUGUAUCAGUUUCAAAACCAUCACCAGCCAUUAUAAAAAUGAUGGAAAAAAGAAGAGAAGCUCACGAAACCCUGAUUCUAAACAUGAAAGAAGAUAUAAUAAAAAUAAACGAAAAUAUCGAUGAGGAGAUAAAAAGCAAGUCAGAGGAAAUGAAAAAACAUUUAAUCGAUAUCAAGCAUCAUGUUAAAAAGUAUUUCAUCGACGUCAAGUUUAAAUUAAAGAAUUUAGAAAUAGAAGAUGAUUAUUACAAAAAAGCGAAAAAGAUUUUAAUGAAAUUCAAUCAAAAAGAAUUGGAAGUGGUGAAUGAUUUCUGUUUCUUCUUGCAUAACGUGGAAGAAUCGAGAUUAAAGAAAUUUAAAGAACUGUUGAAAGACUACAAAUGGAAAGCUGUUCAAAUUGCUCACGAGCUGCCUUUUAUGUUGGACGAAUGUUUCGAAAAACAGAUCAUGGAAAUCAACAAAAUCACUUUGAGCAACUGCCAACAUUACGGUGAAAUCGAGAAAGAGCUAAAAUUGCAAAACGAAUACGAUUUAAAAUUGUGGUUCGAAGAAUUGUUAGAAAUAAAAGAGAUGAUCAAAAAUGAAUUGAAAUCGCUUGUUAGGAGAUAUACUUUAUUCGAUGACUUGACCGAAGCGGAUCCGAAAGCUAGUGAGCUAGUUAUCGAAGUAAGACGUUUUAAUUCGUUAAAAUCGUAUUUUCAAUACCAAGUGUUUUCGGCGGAAGACGACGAAACGUCGGUGACGUCACUGGAAUUCGAAAAAUGGUUGAAAGGAGUUCAAAAAUGGUUAGGGGCCUUAGAUAAGUCAGCUAAAAAUAUCGUCCAGCUAUACAAAUCCGCGAUCACUGUGCUUUUCCACAGAUAUUUGGGAGAAUUGACCGAAAUCAAGAAUAACAUAGGCACCGGGGUGGUUCAUACCAACGAAGUGGACCCGUAUAAUUGCGAAAUGUACACACCGACUGUGGACCAGUUGAACAUUCAGCAUUUAAACGAUCUUUCUAACUUACAGGAGUAUUGGGGACUUGCAAUACAAGAAAUGACGGAUAACAUAAACACAACUUUCUCGUUUUUGAAAGGAGCUACAGGUUUGUGGGACCGCCAUUUUGUGCGAAUUAAAGAAUUACAGAUUCUCGUUUUAAGAGAUUUAGAAAAUACUAUUAAACAGAACGGAUCAUCGUCGGAUUGUCACGAAGCCAAUUUGAACAUAGUUUUGGAAGAACUGAGGCAAGGGUGUAACAUAAGAGAACUAGACAAGUCUUUGGAAAAUGUGAAAAAAAUUUUAGACAAAAUGGAAGAAACAUACAUCUGGGACGCCAAAUGUGAGAUACAAGUAGUCACCAAAUACAAGACGAUGAUGGAGACAGGAAUCGAGGUCCUGAUAUCAGAACUCAAACGAUUCCUAACGGUUCAUCCUCCGGAUUAUGAAAAAGAUCCUAAGAAACAAAGAAGAAGAGCUAGCCAAAUUAGUAUGCGUGAACAGGAACAGGGACUUCCUCUUCAAAUUUUAUAUUGCGUGUUUCAAGUUGGAGCCGUCAAAAAUUGGAUGUUUGGAUUAUGGGAAGCGAUCGAUCAAUACAUAAAUGCCUGCAAGCAGGAAAUAAUAGCCCAAGUGGAUACUUGGAUAGAGGGGCAAACUGAAAAAAUUCAAGAGAGAUUAAAAAUGAAAUUGAUGUUCAGCCAUCCCAGAUACCAGCAAGUCAAAUGCGCAAAUUACGAUAAGAGAUUAAAGGAAUUGAAACUGCACUCGGAUAUGUUGCAACAUCACAUAAAUGCAGUCGAAAAACAGAUUACUGAAUUUAAGCAACAUCAUACGGUCUACGAAGAAAAGUGCGAAGAACUGUGCAACACUUACAACGAAGAAUGCAACGCCAUCUUGGAAAAUUUACCGAAAACCAAUAAUGCAUUCGAGGCGAGAUGUUUCUAUGCCACUAUAAAAGAAAAAUUGGUGCCGAUACAGGACAAAAUUAAAUCCAUGACAGAUGAUUAUAUCGAAUCCAGUCAACGAUUUUUGGAAGAACUGAAGUUGUACAAUUAUCAUUUUUUGAGUAGUGUAAGAUUAUUCAACGAAGGUGGGAACUUCAAUAUGGAAGAAAUAAACGAUUUGUACAAGGAACUGCAUAAAUUAGAGGAGGGUAUAGAAAAAGAUAUCCAAAAUCAUAUUAAAGAAAUGGAUACGAAAUUUUGGAGAUACGCUUCUAGGGUUCAGUCGAUAGAAACAAAUUUGCAAGCAAACCUGACCAAAGUAAUAAACGAACACGGACACAACGAAAAACUAGCCAGAAAAAUGAACAAACUACAAAAGGACCUCAAAGAUCACGUGGUAGAGUUGAAAAAAUCGUUCUGUAACAUCGAGAAAAAAUUGCAACGGUUGAACAACGAAGCCUCGCACAAUCUUGGCGAUAAGAAAUAUUUGGACGAUUUCGUUCCGCAGUUUCAGAGUUUUCUAAAAGAAGUCGUAGAUGUUUAUAAUUACAUGUCCCAUCCCGAACCUGUGGAGAUAAAUCUGGCACCCAACAAUAAAAGUUUAACUCGCACACAAUCAACAAAAAAAGUCGAUUACCUAGAACAAGUCUUUAAAAAGCUUCCGGACCCAGAUGGUACUGAUUUUAUUACGAAAAUGCUUCAGUUACUGCGCAAUUCGCUUGUAGAUGUCAUGACUAACGCACAGGAAUUCUACACAAACCCCAAAACCCAUGGCCAUCUGCUUGAUUACGAAAAACUCCAACCGACUUACGAAGACUGUUUGGUAGAGGUUUUGGGAAAAUACAAACCCUACUUGAUACAAUGUGAAAUAUGUUGGCUUGAAAAUGCCGUUUAUUUUAUAUCGAUUUUGAACAGUGUCAAAAAUUUUAAAGAGGAAUUCAUCACAGCUUUUGAGACAUCUUUCUAUAAAAAGUGCAUGUUAAAAUUUGAACAAAAUAUCAGGAAUGUUAUGGAUAAAUUAAAGCAGGACGAAAAAGCUUUUACCGAUAACUUAAAACAGAUCUACUACAGAUUGAAGGUGUUAUUUGGACAUCCGAAAAAUAACGAAAUGUUGACUCAAUUACAGCGAGACUACGAUGAGAUUCAUGCAGAUAAUCAGGCAAAAUUUAGAAAAAUAUUAACUCCGCGUAAGGAAUAUUUAGAUACAGUGACAGAAGAAACAAAGACCGAGAUUGAAAAACUGAGCAACACGCUACCAAUUUUAGCAAGAGAUGAAAUUAUCUAUGAAAUAACAGAACACUUACUGAUUCAAAUUAAAACUAAAAGAUCGCUGCUCAAUACCAUAGUUUCAGAAAUAAAAACUGAUGAAUCUAGUAACAUGCCAUUCAAAGACAGUGUAAUCAAACACAUUUACAACUAUUUUCAAAAUUCAACAAACGAAAUCAAACCUUGUCAAACGCAAACGAAAGCAGCUCCGAGUUUGGUAACGGUGUCUUCAGAACAAGCUUACUCUAGCGCCGAAGAAUUCCUGCACGUUCUAGAGGACACUUUGCACAUGACCAAAACGAAAAUGGAGGAAUUCGUCGAGCAAAAUAUGAUGAAAGCGUUGGAGGAUUUUAAAAAUAUUUGGGAUAGCGAGAUUAGAUAUAUUUUGAGUUUGUAUAAAGUCAAAUAUGAUGAAGAUAUUUUUUGAAAAGUAUAAAUAUUUAAUAAAAAUAGUGUUUCAUCUGUGA
This is a messenger RNA of Psylliodes chrysocephalus, 3807 nucleotides long. NCBI's taxonomy places the organism in Eukaryota, Metazoa, Arthropoda, Insecta, Coleoptera, Chrysomelidae. The record is from the annotation of a GenBank genome assembly.